Chrysoperla carnea is the source of this 1867-nucleotide messenger RNA. RefSeq names its product T-complex protein 1 subunit alpha (gene CCT1). Gene Ontology annotation, molecular function: ATP hydrolysis activity; ATP binding; ATP-dependent protein folding chaperone. Gene Ontology annotation, biological process: protein folding. Gene Ontology annotation, cellular component: chaperonin-containing T-complex. The transcript has 6 exons. NCBI's taxonomy places the organism in Eukaryota, Metazoa, Arthropoda, Insecta, Neuroptera, Chrysopidae. The record is from RefSeq and is a predicted model, not a curated record. The coding region runs from base 69 to 1745 and encodes 558 amino acids.
GCUUCAUGUUAAAUUAGUCAUGAAAGAAUAGUGUUCAAUUUUGGGUGAUUACUAGAAUAACGUGAAAAAUGUCAACACUCGCAGCCGCUUUGACCGUAAAUGGUACCAGACAAUCUGGUCAAUCAAUUCGAACACAAAAUGUUAUGGCAGCAUGUUCUAUUGCAAAUAUUGUGAAAAGUUCAUUGGGUCCUGUGGGAUUGGAUAAAAUGUUAGUGGAUGAUAUCGGUGAUGUUACGGUUACUAAUGAUGGAGCCACAAUUUUACGAUUAUUGGAAGUUGAACAUCCAGCCGCCCGUGUACUUUGUGAGUUAGCACAAUUACAAGAUGAUGAAGUUGGUGAUGGUACUACUUCAGUUGUUAUCGUUGCCGCUGAAUUACUUAAGAAUGCCGACGAAUUGGUAAAACAAAAAAUUCAUCCAACUUCAAUAAUUAGCGGUUAUCGAUUAGCAUGCAAAGAAGCUUGCAAAUAUAUUCAAGAACAUCUCACCAUUCCUGUUGACGAAUUGGGCCGUGAAUGUAUCAUCAAUGUCGCUAAAACUUCAAUGUCUUCAAAAAUUAUUGGAGCUGAUGCCGAUUUCUUCUCAGCAAUGGUUGUUGACGCAACACAAGCUGUAAAAAUAACCGACGCAAAAGGUAAUGCCAGUUAUCCAAUAAAAGCGAUAAAUGUAUUAAAAGCACAUGGUCGAAGUACACGGGAAAGUAUCUUAGUACAAGGUUACGCCCUCAACUGUUCAAUAGCAUCACAACAAAUGCCAAAGAAAAUCUUAAAUGCAAAAAUAGCAUGUCUUGAUUUUUCAUUACAAAAAGUUAAAAUGAAAUUAGGCGUUCAAGUAUUAAUAUCUGAUCCAGAAAAAUUAGAAGGAAUACGUGCCCGUGAAUUAGAUAUUACAAAAGAACGUAUUCAAAAGAUAAUCGCAACCGGUGUUAAUGUGGUUUUAUGUUCGGGUGGUAUUGAUGAUUUAUGUUUGAAAUAUUUCGUUGAAUGUGGAGCAAUGGCCGUUCGACGUGUCAAGAAAUCCGAUUUAAAACGUAUUGCAAAAGCAACUGGUGCUGGUUUUAUUACAUCGUUAACGAAUAUGGAAGGUGAGGAAACAUUUGAUGUGUCCAGUGUUGGAGAAGCUGCUGAAGUUUGUGUUGAAACUAUUUGUGAUGAUGAACUUAUUUUAAUCAAAGGACCAAAAGCACGAACAGCUGCAUCAAUUAUUUUACGUGGCCCCAAUGAUUUCUACUGUGAUGAAAUGGAACGAAGUAUUCAUGACGCUAUUUGCGUUGUAAAACGUGUCUUAGAAAGUCGUUCAGUUGUUGCUGGUGGUGGAUCUGUUGAAGCUGCCCUUUCUAUUUAUCUAGAAAAUUUCGCUACAACUUUGAGCUCCAGAGAACAAUUAGCAAUCGCUGAAUUUGCAAAAUCAUUAUUAGUGAUCCCAAAAACAUUAGCUGUGAAUGCCGCAAAAGAUGCAACCGAUUUAGUUGCAAAAUUACGUGCAUAUCAAAAUUCAAGUCAAACAAAAGUUGAUCAUGCCCAUUUAAAAUGGGUUGGUUUGGAUUUAAUCGAAGGUACCGUACGUGAUAACAAACAAGCGGGUGUUUUGGAACCAGCUAUGUCGAAAAUUAAAUCAUUGAAAUUUGCAACGGAAGCAGCAAUCACAAUUUUACGUAUUGAUGAUAUGAUUAAAUUGAAUCCGGAAUCGAAGGGACAAGGUGGUGGAUCGUAUCAGGAUGCUUUGGCCAGUGGACAAUUAGGUUAAACUUUGUAUUUGUUUAAUUAAUUUUUAAAUUAACAAAAUUUUCAUCAUUUAAUCUAAUUUUUUUUUGUAAGAAGUAUUUGCAUUUUUUUCUCAACACAAUAUUUUAUUAUUAAUGUUUAAAA